Molecule: messenger RNA, 3139 nt
Organism: Pollicipes pollicipes
Lineage: Eukaryota; Metazoa; Arthropoda; Thecostraca; Pollicipedomorpha; Pollicipedidae
Product: coatomer subunit beta-like
Biological process (GO): intracellular protein transport; intra-Golgi vesicle-mediated transport; endoplasmic reticulum to Golgi vesicle-mediated transport
Cellular component (GO): cytoplasm; COPI vesicle coat
Molecular function (GO): structural molecule activity
Source: RefSeq, a predicted model, not a curated record
GGCCGAAUCUCUCGACCAUGUCAUUAAGAACUUUUCCUUGCAAUGCAUUCAGUACCCAGGAAAAUUAGCAGCUACUGCAUCUACUCAUAGACACAGGAGUCAUGGCGACAGAGCAGCCCUGCUACACGCUGAUUGCCUCACCAUCUGAUGUUGAACAGCCCAGUGAACAGCAGUUGAAGGCUGACCUAGAAAAGGGUGACAUUCGAACCAAGACGGAUGCACUGAAGAAAUGCAUUCACGCCAUCCUCUCGGGCGAGAAGAUACCUGGGAUCCUCAUGACGGUGAUCCGCUUUGUGCUGCCACUGCAAGACCACACCAUCAAGAAGCUGCUGCUGAUUUUCUGGGAGAUCGUGCCCAAAACCCUGCCAGAUGGCAAACUGAUGCAGGAGAUGAUCCUGGUGUGCGACGCGUACCGUAAGGACCUACAACAUCCGAACGAGUACAUCCGUGGCUCGACGCUGCGCUUCCUGUGCAAGCUGAAGGAGCCCGAGUUGCUGGAGCCGCUGAUGCCGGCCAUCCAGGCCUGCCUGGAGCACCGACACUCUUACGUGCGCCGCAACGCCGUCAUGGCCAUCUUCACCAUCUACAGGAACUUCGACUUCCUGAUCCCGGACGCGCCGGAGCUGAUCGCCAGCUUCCUGGAGGGCGAGCAGGACAUGUCGUGCCGGCGGAACGCCUUCAUGAUGCUGAUCCACGCCGACCAGGACCGCGCGCUCGCCUACCUCUCCUCCUGCAUCGAGCAGGUCAACACGUUCGGCGACAUCCUGCAGCUGGUGAUCGUCGAGCUCAUCUAUAAGGUGUGCCACGCCAACCCGUCGGAGCGCUCCCGGUUCAUCCGCUGCAUCUACAACCUGCUGAACUCGAGCAGCGCCGCCGUCCGGUACGAGGCGGCCGGCACGCUGGUGACGCUCAGCUCGGCCCCCACCGCCGUCCGGGCCGCGGCCACCACGUACAUCGAGAUCAUCCUGAAGGAGUCGGACAACAACGUGAAGCUGAUCGUGCUGGACCGGCUGGUGGCGCUCAAGGAGCACCCCAGUCAUGAGCGCGUGCUGCAGGAGCUGGUGAUGGACAUCUUGCGCAUCCUGGCCACGCCGGAUCUGGAGGUGCGCAAAAAGACACUGGACUUGGCCAUGGAUCUGGUGACGCUGCGGACUGUCGAGGAGAUGGUCCUGGUGCUGAAGAAGGAGGUCACCAAGACGCACAACACGGUCGAGCACGAGGACAUUGGAAAGUACCGGCAGCUGCUGGUGCGCACGCUGCACACGUGCUCGAUCAAGUUCUCUGACGUCUCGACCACCGUCAUCCCGCUGCUGACCGAGUUCCUCUCGGACACCAAUGAGCUGGCCGCCUCCGACGUGCUCGUCUUCCUGCGCGAGGCCGUGCAGCGCUUCGAGCACCUGCGCCCGCUGGUGCUGGAGCAGCUGCUGGAGGCCUACCCCCUCAUCGGGUCUGUGCGCGUGCACCGGGCUGCCACCUGGAUCCUGGGCGAGUUCGCGGCCAGCGCCGAGGACGUGCAGGCGGUGCUGACGCAGGUGCGCCAGGCGCUGGGCGAGCUGCCGCUGGUGGAGGACGAGCGGCGCCGCGCCGCCGGCGAGCUCACCGACGACGACCCCGCCCAGCAGCAGCAGACCGUGCACAAGCUGGUGACGGCCGACGGCACCUACGCCACCCAGUCGGCCUUCAGCACAGCACCGUCGACCAAGAAGAAGGAGGCGGAGCGGCCGCCGCUGCGUAAGUAUCUGAUGGCCGGCGACUUCUUCGUGGGCUCGGUGCUGGCGGCCACGCUGGCGAAGCUGGCGCUGCGCUACUGCCGGCUGGUGUCGGCGCCCGUCAAGCAGCACCGGGUACGCGGCGAGGUCAUGCUCAUCAUGGCCAGCAUCAUGCACCUGGGCCGCUCCGGCCUGCCCGACAAGGCCAUCAGCGACGACGACCUGGAGCGGCUGCAGCUCUGCCUGCGCGUGGUGGCCGAGCCCAGCCCGCUGCUCGAGAACAUCUUCCUGCACGCCUGCAAGGACGCGCUUAACUCCAUGCUGAAGGUGAAGGCGGACGCCGAGGUAACGCAUCAGACCAAGGACCGCGCCGCGCUCACCGUGCAGCCGGACGCGCCCAUCGCCUUCCUGCAGCUGUCCGGCCGCGGCGAGCUGGGCGGCAGCGAGAACGUGUUCGAGCUCUCGCUCUCGCAGGCCGUCGGCGUCGUCAAGAAGUCGGCCGCCGACUUCAGCUCGUCCAAGCUCAGCAAGGUGACGCAGCUGACCGGCUUCUCUGACCCCGUGUACGCCGAGGCGUACGUAAACGUCAACCAGUACGACAUCGUGCUGGACGUGCUGGUGGUGAACCAGACGUCAGACACGCUGCAGAACUGCUGUCUGGAGCUGGCCACGCUGGGAGACCUCAAGCUGGUUGAGAAGCCGGCGCCGCUGGUGCUCGGACCCAAGGACUUCGCCAACAUCAAGGCCAAUGUCAAGGUGGCGAGCACGGAGAACGCCAUCAUCUUCGGCAACAUCGUGUACGACGUGACCGGCGCCGGUAACGACCGCAACGUGGUGGUACUGAACGACAUCCACAUCGACAUUAUGGACUACAUCGUGCCGGCCACCUGCAACGACCAGGAGUUCCGCCAGAUGUGGGCCGAGUUCGAGUGGGAGAACAAGGUGUCCGUGAACACGACGCUGACCGACCUGAACGACUACCUGACCCACCUGAUGACCUCCACCAACAUGCGCUGCCUCACGCCGGAGAAGGGCCUGUCGGGCGACAGCGGCUUCCUGGCGGCCAACCUGUACGCCCGCUCCAUCUUCGGCGAGGACGCGCUGGCCAACCUCAGCGUCGAGAAGCCGUUCAACAAGCCGGACGCCCCCGUCAUCGGCCACAUCCGCAUCCGAGCCAAGAGCCAGGGCAUGGCGCUCAGCCUGGGCGACAAGAUCAGCCAGGUACAGAAGAAGGCGCGCGCCACGCCGCCCGCCGGCGCGUAGAGGGCCGUCCGCCCCGCCGGCCGACCGGACACCAUUCCGGAGCGUGGUCCUCGGCUCCUCCCCUGCUGGAUGCUGAUCGUGGGCGGCCUCGAAGGCGCCUACGGGACGUGCAGGAGCUGGGUGUUCGUUCUUUUCUGAUUUGAAAUAAUAUAUAUGGGGUGAGGUAU